CGACGACAAGCGUCGCUAGAUACUGCUAUUUGAUCUAUCACUGCCGUGUUGUGAGAGUACAGUGUCUGGAUCAUUGGUGAAAAGAAGACAAGGAACCGGUCAUAUUGAGAAUCCAACAUGUCUGACAAAAAGAUUAUAACAGUGUUUUGUGCCACCGGAGCACAGGGCGGUGCCGUAGCUCGUGCACUCAGCAAAGACCCGGAUCUGCACGUGCGAGCAGUGACACGAGACGUCAAUACUCAGAAGGCAGACAAACUAAAAAGCUUGGGUGUUGAACUGGUCCAGUGUAAUACUUCCAACCCCGCCAGUGUCAGAGAUGCCUUGUCUGGGGCGGACGGGUGCUUCAUUGUCACGCACACAGACUUCGGCAAACAAAACAGUUUUGAAAUGGAAGUACACGAAGGGCGACAGAUUGCAGACGCGUGCAAAGCAAUGCGCGUUGGCAGCGUGGUGUUUAGUACGCAGCGGUCAUCACGUGUCCUGGGUCUACAAACGCGUCACAUGGAUGCCAAGGCCGAAAUCGAGACGUACAUGCACGACCUUGACUUACCCCUCACUUGUGUCAUGGUUCCGUGCUAUUACGAGCAGUUCAUGGGACUGUUUAAACCAGAAAAGAUCGACAACAAUAAAUAUAUUCUUGAAAUUCCCAUGGGAACGACCCCAAUGCACCUGAUCGCGCUGGACGACAUGGGAGUGGUGGUGAGGCAGAUCUUUAACAACUGGCAGACGUUCAUCGACAAAACGAUCGGUAUCUGCGGGGACGUCCUCACAAUCCGGGAUGUUGCCGCCAUACUGACACAAGUGCUCAGACCGAAGACGUUCGCGGAUAAACCACUGACAGUGAACGACUACAGAAACAAGAAAGACUUCCCUGGAGUGAGCGACUGGGCGAACCUGUUCACCUUCCGCAUGAGAGUGGACCAGAUCUUCAACAUCCACCACACCAAAAUGAUCCAUCCACAGAUGAAAUCCUUUGAGGAAUGGGCAAGAGAAAAUGCUGAUACUCUACACAACGUCCUAUGAUCUGCGGUUUGAGGAAUAAGCAGAUGAAAAUGAUGAAGUUCUACACAAUGUCCUGUGAUUUGUGAAUUUCUGAGUGAAUAGUAUGCCCGAUAACAAUAAAGUUAACACUAAAGAAAAGACGUCAUUGUCCAACACAGUGAUAACAACAAUGACUUCAACAAAAAUAUUCAAUGUUAAUAUUUUAAGCCAGAAUUUUUUUUUUUUAUUAUCAGUUGGUAAUGUCUUUUUAUGAAUUUUUUAAAAUGUAUAGCAAAUAAUAUAAUUAUAUAUAUAUUGAAACCAAAUAAAAAAUUAAUAAAUAAAGGUGGACUAAACAUACUAAUUCUUAAAGUAGCUUUCCAGCAAAUUUACUAUAAAAAAUGUACGUCAAACCAAACUUUAAUUUUCACUUGGCAAACAACCAAUUAAACUAAGCUGAUAUAAUAUUCUUAUACAUAUUUACUAUGAUACUAAUUUUUAAGUAUGAUCUGAAAUGUUGCGGUAUUAUUGUUGUCAUUGUCAAUGUUGUUAUCUUGGAUUACCCAGAACUUCUGAAAUUUGAAUAAACAUAAUGGUGUGCAGGACAUUUUGCAGGAGAUUGGUCUAGAUUGUGAUGAGCAAACGUUUUAGGGGUGGUCACGUCAUCAUCCCCCAGAAAAUACACUGGCAAAAAAAGACAAUUCGUUUGGAGUAGAGGGGUUUCAACCUCCAACCCACCCCCCAUCUGCAUACAUGAUACUUGCCUGAUUUGUUAAAGUUAACACCAUGUCAGUAUUAAAGCAGUAUUACAAUGUUAUUUUGUGCCUACCUGCUUUGUUUGAGAAUGUUAUCUUUAAUGCAAAUGACAUAACUCUAUUUUGCUACAAAUGACAUAAAACGUUAUAGUUUUGCUAUCAGUAUUGCUUUGAAAGAAUAUUAGCUAAAGAUAUUUGAAAUUGCUUUAUUAUGUACACAAGAACUUUGGAGAAAUGCUAUUCUCAUUUGGUCACAUAUUGUGGUAUAUAUUGCAUCAAUAUAUAUACUGCAAAUGUUUAACCAAAGUACAAACUAUUAUACAAUAGAACAAAUAAAACUUAUAAUAGU
Molecule: messenger RNA, 2085 nt
Organism: Gigantopelta aegis
Lineage: Eukaryota; Metazoa; Mollusca; Gastropoda; Neomphalida; Peltospiridae
Product: nmrA-like family domain-containing protein 1
Exons: 4
Coding region: 118-1023 (301 amino acids)
Source: RefSeq, a predicted model, not a curated record